AUGCCUAGGAGCAAAGUGAAACUUGCUUUCAUAGAAAACAAGAAGGCAAGGAAAAGCUCCUUCAUGAAAAGAAAGGAAUGCCUGAAGAACAAGCUGAAGGAGCUGUGCACCCUAUGCGGCAUCGAGGCAUGCGCCAUCAUUUAUAGCUCAUACGAACCUGGACUCGAGGUGUGGCCCGAAGACAACACUGCUUUCCAAAAUGUGUUGAACGCGUUCGUUACGAAGUUACCCAUGGAGAGGAACAAGUUUAUGUCCAACCAGGAUAGCUACAUUAAAGAAAGGAUCAGCAAGGUCGACGGUCAGAUCAAGAAGCAGAUCGUGACGACCCGGGAUUUUGUGAAGGCAAACUUGAUGUCAGAAUGCUUGAGUGGUAAAGUCUCACUUGCGGGCUUGAACUCAAAAGAUUUGAAUAAUCUUGGGUCAUUCGCUGGUCAUAAACUCCCAGAAAUUGAGGAGAGGAUUAAGGUUCUCAAAAGUGAUGCCCCUGCAUCACAGUUGCAACUACCAGAACCGAAGGAAGUUGUGGGUUGUAGCGACACUGCUAGCCAUAUGGCGGCUGCAGGAACAAAUGUCGAUUGCUAUGUACCAGUGAUGGAAAACACUGGUUGGUACCCGCCUGACUGGACUAGUGAUCAUGUAGAGCAUGGUUUGGAUCCCGUUCCAGGGUUCAACAUGAUGAACUCAUUUCCUGAUGACCCCAUUUUUUCGUGGUCUGAUGCAUACAUUCCGAAGAAAACAGGUUGA
Molecule: messenger RNA, 744 nt
Organism: Helianthus annuus (common sunflower)
Lineage: Eukaryota; Viridiplantae; Streptophyta; Magnoliopsida; Asterales; Asteraceae
Product: agamous-like MADS-box protein AGL80
Exons: 1
Coding region: 1-744 (247 amino acids)
Biological process (GO): positive regulation of transcription by RNA polymerase II
Molecular function (GO): RNA polymerase II cis-regulatory region sequence-specific DNA binding; protein dimerization activity; DNA-binding transcription factor activity, RNA polymerase II-specific
Source: RefSeq, a predicted model, not a curated record